GAAUUUUCUGUGUAGGUUGGAAUGCAGGCACACUGGGCUGAGGUUGGUUGACACACUGGUCCGAGGUUGGUUGAGAUACACAACUUCUAAGAAAUUCAAUUUGCUUUUCAAAGAGUAUGCAACGUCAUUUGAAUUUGGAUGUUUUGGUUGUGCUGACAAAAACAAAACUUGUUGUUCUCGUAAAAAAACUAGCGAAGAAUUAUAGAAUCGAGGACCACGGUGGCUACGAGAUCGCCUCGCCUGUUCUUGUCGCACCUCUCGAAUAGAUACCACAUCACAUUCAUUUGAAAAAUCAUAGCAGGCAGGCGCGAACGGACAAGUAGAAAAUGGAGGAAAGUGCUGCGCAGGAAAUUGUCGUCGAGGAGGAGGCGACGUACACCAAAGGCGAUAAUCCAUAUGCCAACGACCACCUAGAUGAUAACGAGGAGAAGUAUGUUGACGAGAUAGACAGGACACCAGACCAAGGGGACAUGGAUCAAACUGGUUGCAAGCCUGACUCACCAUGCGGGGAGGAGGAGGGACGAGGUCUUCACGAAGGCGCAGACGCGGAAUUACACGACCCGCAGAACUACGCCAGCGUCGACUUCGAAGAGCAUCAGCAUGUCGAGGAGGAGCAACAUCUUCGUGAAGAUGGUGCGAACGAGCAGAACGAGGACCACCACCACGAGGAUGAUCUUCAACAUGGUGAUCACGAGCACGAGGUGCUCGUUCACGAAGAGGGAGGCGAGGAGGGACCUUUUGACCAGGCGGGUCCCUUUGAAAAAGGCCCCUUUGACGCAGAUUCUCCUAAGAACGCGAACGAUCCUCAAUGCACAGAAGAUCAUGAUCAGGAUGGCGCCGGCCCGCACCAGACAACGAGUUCAACAUAUGGGGGCCCGAACGCGGGGAGCAGUGCUACUAGUGGGACCACUGCUGGGGAGCAGCAAGCUUCCUCCAGUAAGGCUGUCCCGGGAACAGCUAGUGGAGCGGCAAGUGGAGGCAAGGAGCAGUGGAAAGGGCGCGUAGGAAAAAGCUUCAUGGGCGAAGGCAAAGGGAAAUUUGCGCAUUCUGUUGCGAAUUUACACUCUCAAGGGUCCACGCCGAUGCUGAAGGGCGGCGGCGGCGGCCAGAAUUUUCAUACUGGCGGCGCUGGAAAGUACGGUGGCGGCGGUCCUGGAGGAAAGUACGGCGGCGGCCAAAACUAUGACCAGCAUUCGAAGGGCGGCUACCAUAAAAACAACAAGGGAAAAAUGGGAGAUGGCAAGAUGCAGGCAGGAGGUUACGUCGACAACAAUAAAGGUGGCUACAAUCACAAAGAUAGCGGGAGCUACAAUACCGGUGCGCCACCGCAGGGAAUGAACAAAGGCUACAACAACUCGAUUGCGGGAGGUGGUAAUCCAAAUAACAUCCCCCUCAACAGUGGAGGCGGCAAGAACAACAUGUACAGUGGCGAGCACCCGCCCGCGCCCGGCGGCGGUCCGCCGCCGUACCACCAACAACAAGGUGGCGCACCACCAGCCACAUAUGGCGGUGGCCCACAGGGACAGGAUGGCAUCAACGGCUACAUGGACGUUCCUCACCAUGACAAGCAGCAAAACUUUCACGACGGGAAAAAUAAAGGCGGAAAGUUUAAUCAAGGCAAAAGCGAUGGGUACGGCGGCAAGGACCACUACGGGAAAGGGCGGGACGGCUACGGCGGUAAGGGAAAGGGCGCACCGGCUGGAGUGCGGGUACUGUCAGCAGAAGAACUGGAAGACUUUUCUUUGCGCCGUCCUGAAGCCUACAAGAACUUCACAGACAACAACGUCUACAUGAGCAAUGGUAAAAAUAUUUUGUCAGUUUGUUUUGCUUUUGUCUCUUGAUAAUCAGCACGCUUGAUUAGGUCGUAUUCUAGUUUGUUUCCUCAGGGUAUGUUCGGGUCUUCUCCUCUUGCGGUGGCAAGAGCACGAAGAUGAAACCAUGACAGAUUCAUCUUGCAACCUCCUCUUCAUCCAAAAACGAAAAUCCUAAAUGUACUUUAUAUUCGCAGGUUUAUACGAGAUUUGCUUACGAAAAUGCUGCCCUGAAAAUUUUUUCACCGAUUUUCUGGACUGUUUCGAGUGCUGGUUGAAGAAAAGCCACGGCAUGAGCGGGCCUUAUCAUCUUAUGCAAACGGACCUCUUGAUAGAACCUCCCACUGGCCAAAUAAGCAUGCAGAAUUUUUUCGUAAUUAUUAUCUUGUAGCAACAGUAAGAUACACAUUUCUCUAAAAGCACUAGUUCAAAAGUAUACAUAUCGAAGGACAUGAGCUUACGCAGCCUCCCUUCCUGCUGCUAUUGAAGAAGGGUUCACCAUGAUGAUGAAUAGAAAGUAGUAAAACAUUAUUUUCGAUGAACGCCGAGAAUAUUUUUUGAUAAUUUUCUUGUGAAUUUAUGUGACUCCUCCCUUGUUCUUUCAGCUCCUCCCUACAUGUAGAUAGAAUAGCUUCAUACCUCUGCGUAAGUUGGAUUUGAGCGGAAACAAUCUGGGGAAUCACGCAUUGCGCACACUAUGCACCAAAUUGAAGCAACAUACGGUCCGCCUGGAUCUCUUGAACUUAAGCGGCAAUCUUUUCGACAGCAUGGAGGAUCUCGUGUCCUACCUUUGGCAGAUGGAGCGUCCACUCUUAGCGUUGGGUCUGAAGAUUAUGCAAACCAUCUACACACAUUUUAGUACGUAAGAUGCUGUAACUAAGAAUUUGCAUGAUAACUACCUCUAGCAGUGGAACAUACUCACUGUAAUCCAUCCAUCCAACAUCCAUCUAUCGGGAAUCACCUUCAGUAGCUUAACCGAUUGGUUACAACCAGGAUGUAGGGGAGCCUCAACCUCGCUUAUUUGACGACUAGAAUCAACGACAUAUUGAAACUUCACCGUUCAUUUUUGGCAACCGGCUUACGGCUGAAGAAGUCAAUGCUGUGCUUCGCUGCUGCUACAAUCACGAAAACUAUCCGAGCAAGAGUGAGGACGGGCGCUCAUGGGUGCCACUGCGUUUGGAGCUUUCGGGCAACCCAUGCUGUGGCGAUUCCUUGGCGGACUUGUUCACGCAGGUGUACCGACAAGGAAAAGCGCACAUCACCGCAGAGAAACUGCCAAUGAAGGAUCUCCCAGUGGAGGCGCAGCUCUUCUUGGCGGUGCACUGUCCGUCCGCGUGUACGUGGCGGCCUCCUCCAAAGCUGGAAGCGAGACGCCGCGGUGCGGAAUCCGAGCACAGCAAGCCAGAAAAGAGCAGUAAGAAUGCAGAUGCGCCGCGAGGAGGUGGACGGAAUCGGGCGGAAUCCGAGCGAGCAGAGCGAGGCGGGCGCGAAGACCGUCGCGAGCGCAGUGGUGCACCUGAUAGAGCCGCCGAUCACAAGGAGCGUCGGUCGGUAAGUACCCGUGGAGGACGACGGCACGAGGCCGAAGAUGAGAAUCAGGAAGUCUUUGAGGACGAGGAGGAGCAGCCAGAGGAAGAGGAGGACGAGCGCGCUGCGGUGGUCGACGAACAGGAAGAGGAGGAAAACAACGACGAGCAGGAUGAGGAGGCGGAGCGCUCAUCGGGAGAGCAAGAGCGAGUGCGAACGAAGCGAGAGCGCGCAAAGCGGCAGCGCGCGAGUGGAAGGGACCGCGAGGAUCGCACAACCUCUGGGCGGACUACCAAGCGCAGACGAUCAGGCCCCGCAGUCGUUGAGCGUGGCAGCGAUGAGGAAUCAGUUGAUCGAAUAGAGCGGAAAGUGGAUCGGCAAGAGAAGCGCAAGCGCAAUCGUAGCUGAUCCUCCAUCAUUUUUCACUACCGGCAUAAGCAUUGAUUCUUCUAACUAUAUAUCAUGCUUAGCUUGAACAUGUAAGGGCGAAGUAAGCAUCGCACGAUAAGUAGACACCUCAAGAAUUCUAGGCACAAACAUCGACAUCAUCGUUGAUUGCUGUAUGAUGAAAUAGCUCUUUUCACUUAGACUUGUACAUUGAGCUUGCGGAACAUGCUCAGACCCCUUCGGGCAGCAUUACUCGUGUCUCUCUAUACUGAUGUCAAUUAUGUGUACUACUGACCCUCUAAGACUGGCUUCGUAUCUUCACUGGCUCGUUGUACGACAAAGAAUGCUCCUGCUGUAAUCCUAAUAGUAGAUAGUGAUAAACUGUCUUGAAGGUCCUGAAGAAAAUUCUAUCACUCCAGAAUUUGUCUCUUGUUUGGUACUGUCAAUGAUAGUGUAGCACAUCUUUUCCUAGUUUGAUACAUGUAAUUUCGAAUUUAGAUGUUGCAUAUUCCCCAGAAUAACCCCUCAUCUAUACGUGCUUCGAAUCAUGACAUACCAGAACGCGUGUGCUAGCGGUUGAGUUGCCCCUCUCUCACAUGGUGUCACAAAUCCAUGCAGCGACUCUGCAUAGAUGAUCGGAAGAGGCAUCAGGAUGGAAAUCGUGUAUCGACGGAAUAACUGAGUACGCAUACAUAUUCUCUCCCACAUUGCGUGUGCGCGUACGUAGCCCGUGCUCGUGUCGACCCCCUUGUAUUCAAUGAUUCAAAAGAACUUUCUUG
Messenger RNA from Amoebophrya sp. A25, 4504 nucleotides. The record is from the annotation of a GenBank genome assembly. Lineage: Eukaryota; Dinophyceae; Syndiniales; Amoebophryaceae.